Messenger RNA from Chrysemys picta bellii (western painted turtle), 2275 nucleotides. Its product is annotated as tigger transposable element-derived protein 4-like. Gene Ontology annotation, molecular function: DNA binding. Gene Ontology annotation, cellular component: nucleus. NCBI's taxonomy places the organism in Eukaryota, Metazoa, Chordata, Testudines, Emydidae. The record is from RefSeq and is a predicted model, not a curated record.
CCCCGCCGGAAAGCCUGGCGCAGGCUCCCAGUGACGCCUCGUCGGCCAUCUCAGGCAAGGGCAGCUCUCGGGGGCUAGCGAGGCUAAGCCAAGCUGGAAGCCGCCAUCUUUGAUCAGAGGACGCUGGGGGCGGCCAUCUUGGAUAAGGGCAAGGCGGGGAGCAGCCAUGUUGAAGCUGCAGGUGAUGCUUACUAAGGAAGCCGCCAUCUUGGAUGAGGGCAAGGCAGGGGCCAGCCACGUUGAAGCUGCAGGCAAUGCGUGCUAAGGAAGCCGCCAUCUUGGAUGAGGGCAAGGCAUGGGGCAGCCAUGUUGAAGCUGCAGGCGAUGCUUGUGUGCAACAAGAGCCUUGUGUAAGAGCAACCACAGUGAAUGAGUGCCAUUCCCCCCAACAGCGCUUUGGGCAUUGGCGGGUACAGGCCCCAUCUGUGCUGUGGGGACGUCGCCCCCGCCGCCCCUGGCAUCGCGUGGUGUGGGGCGAACCCAGACAAAAUGCCAAGAAGCCUCUCGCUGAUGGAGAAAGUGCAGAUCAUCCGCGAGUGCCAGCGGCCGGGGGCCACUCAGAGCCAAGUGGCCGCCAAGUGGGAGUUGCACCGGUCGGUCGUGUGCCGGAUCUGGCAGCAGAAGGAAAAGCUGUUGGCUGACUACGAAGCUGGCCAGUCGAACGGCUGCCGUAAGCGCGGGCGGGAAGGAAAAGCCCCUGCUGUCGACCGGGCUCUCUUUACGUGGCUCAAGGAGAAGAGGGCGCAGGGGGCGAUGCUGGCUGGACCCGCAGUCAAGGAAAAAGCCCGUCAGCUCGCCGCUUCCCUUGGACUGAAUGAUUUUAAGGCAAGCGACGGUUGGUUUACCAGAUGGAAGAAACGCUUCAAUGUUGCUUGCGAAAAAGAGCAGGGUGGAAAACAGUCAGCGGACAAACCCACCGCUGAGCAGUGGCAGUGCGAAAAACUUCCGCGUCUCCUUGAAAAGUUUUCUCUGGCUGACAUCUACAAUGCUGAUGAAACAGGGCUUUAUCUGAAAGGGCUCUGUGACAGAGGACUUGGAGAAAAAAAUGAAAAGCAAGAAGGAGGGAAAGCUUCAAAGGACAGGGUAACAGUGCUCGUCUGUGCCAACAUGGAUGGGAGUGACAAACGCCCGCUGGUCAUGAUCGGGACGUCAAAACGACCCCGAUGCUUUCCGGUGGAUUUCAGGAAACUUCCCCUCAAUUAUGUCAGUUCAGCGAAUGCCUGGAUGACAGGUGAGAUUUUCAUCAAGUGGUUGAAAAAGUGGGAUCGUCAGCUUUGCUGGCAGAGCCGUCAGAUAUGCCUCUUCCUGGCUAACUGCUCCGUACAUCCGCAAGGAGUGGUUCUCACUAACAUUCAGCUCGAAUUCUUACCCCCUAACGCUACGUCUUCGAUGCAGCCUAUGGCUCAAGGUGUCAUUGAGAACAUGAAGGGACAUUACCGAUCAAAAAUCGCAAGCCGGAUUAAUGUUGCUCUCGAUGUGGACCCCAGCGCCGAUGUUCAGACAGUCCUGAAAACUGUGAACUUGCUAGAUUGCGUUCAUCUUGUUGCUGAGGCCUGGCAAGAUGUAAAGCCGACAACAAUUUCCAACUGUUUCCGGAAAGGCAAAUUUGUUGUGGCAGAGGAAGGUGGGCGAGACGAGGAUAUUGCAGAGUUUGACGACCCCCUGAACGAUGUUCCACUUCCAGGCAACAUGGAAAAAGAGGACUUAGUAACUGCUGUGGCUGUGGACGAAGAUUUGCUGACGUUCGGAGAGCUAACCCACGAGGAAUUACUGCGCACUGCAGCUGCUGCAAGGCCGGAGAAACGCGCUUGUGUGGAUGAAACGUAUCAUAAUGCAGAGGAUACUCAGGAGAGCGAGGAUGAUUUUGAUGAAGUUCCAUCCCCGACAAACUCCGAGCUGUUGAAGGCUUUGAACACACUUCGGCACUUUUCGCAGCUAGAGGGACUUGGGGACAGGGUCUACCGGUCGCUUUGGGACAUUGAAUCCCACCUUCAGAACAAAAUUGUGACUGAGAAGAAGCAGAGCAAAUUAACAGAGUUCUUUCACCCCAAAUGAGUGAGUUUCUCCAUGCUUAGUGUACAGGUUGAUACUCACUGUAGAAAUAAAAUACACUGAUGUGGAACAGUUCUUUAAUUUAGGUUACUGCCGUAUUGUUAGCUUAGCAGAUGCCCUUAUCCAGGGUGAUCUACAGUGCGUACAAAGUAUUACAGUAAAUGUUGGUACAAAAAAUGUUCACAAGAAGUUUUGUUUGUUGUCAUGGUUGAUGUUUGAUUGU